Molecule: messenger RNA, 811 nt
Organism: Malania oleifera
Lineage: Eukaryota; Viridiplantae; Streptophyta; Magnoliopsida; Santalales; Ximeniaceae
Product: glycine-rich cell wall structural protein 1
Exons: 3
Coding region: 202-621 (139 amino acids)
Source: RefSeq, a predicted model, not a curated record
GGAAGCUAAAUUUAAAAUAGCGCUACCUAAGGUGGGGGUGGGGGCAGAUCAAGUGAUUGUUUGAAGAAAAGAAUAUAUUCAGAAAUUAGACAGAAAAGACGAAGCAUGUUGAAAGGUUAAAGCUCCUUCACUCCAGCCAAGCUGAGGAAAGCAGGCCGGAAACAGGAAGGGCCAAAACCCAGAAGAGAGAGAGAGAGAGAGAUGGAGGGCAGAAACGGGGGAGAUGGGGAGGGGAAGGGGUUGCUGUGGAAGUUUCCGGUAGUGAAGUCCAAGCAACUGGGGAAGCUCGGCCCUGCUUUCGGUUUCGGCGCGGGCUGCGGUGUCGGUUUCGGCGCCGGCCUACUUGGAGGUAUAGGUUUUGGUCCUGGGAUUCCAGGACUGCAAUUUGGGUUUGGACUUGGUGCUGGAUGUGGGGUUGGACUGGGAUUUGGUUAUGGUUUGGGGAAGGGCGUCGCACAUGAUGAGCAUAAGAGGCACUCCAAUGUUGGGAAGUUUUUUCAUGGACCAGGAAAUCUCCCUUCCCAGGAGGAGAUGAGUGCUGUGGUUGAUGAGAUUGUCAUUAAUACGAGGAAGCUGCUACGAGCAACUUCAAGAGAGAUUGACAAGUACUGGAGAAGAUGAUGAUGUAGCAAUUUGCUUUAUUAAUUCAGAGAAGAAAAAAAGGCGUGAUGCAGUAUUUAUAUGUAUACAUAUAUAAUAUGUUUGUGUGCAGGCAGGAACUGCAGAAACUGUACGUUGUUUUAAUUAAUUUUAUUAUGGAUUAUGGAUGGGUCUAGGGUUUAUUCAAUUCAGAUGCUCGGGUGUUACUAAA